AUGGCACCAUUUCCAGGGUCUUGCAAAGCUUCCAUUACCAGAUUCUUCUACGACGGUUUAAUUUGCCGUGCUUAUAAAUGGGGCGGAUGCGCAACAAAUUUCAAUAACUUUAAAACCCGUGAAACCUGUGAACGCAGCUGUCAUGCUAGCUGUGCAAGUUAUGCGUUUUUUGUUAAUGAAACGCGUGUUGAAGGCGAAGCAGCGAGAAAAGGCGAACGAAAAAAAGCAGAAGUAAAUUCAAUGCCAAGCAGCAGUCACUUGAACCAACCUAAAGAGAAGCAGAGUUGA
Messenger RNA from Clunio marinus, 288 nucleotides. The record is from the annotation of a GenBank genome assembly. NCBI's taxonomy places the organism in Eukaryota, Metazoa, Arthropoda, Insecta, Diptera, Chironomidae.